GUCAUGUCAAGAAUUGGAGUCUGAUCAAUACUUUCCAUUCCAGUUGCUUUCUGGUUAAAAAUUCCUUGAUAAUUUAUCAAAUAAUUCCUUGAUGUGUUAGUCUUCUAUUUUAUAUAAAAAUGACAACAAUAAAGUUAAUAGUAAAACAACUACAAGGUGGUGAGUGCACUAUAGAGGCACUUCCAACGACGUCUAUUUUGGAUGUAAAACGGCUAAUUUAUUCGCAUCUGCAAAUCCCAAUUGAAGAACAAAAGUUGCUAUUACUGGGCAGAACAUUGGCUGACGAUCAGACAGUUCAAGCGUAUCCUAUAAAAGAUGGUACAAAAUUGAACUUGGUUGUCAAAAAGCCUGAAGGAUUACGUGAAGCGGCAGUCAAAUAUUUCAAGAGUUUGGGCAUGACAGAUGGAGAGUCAGUCAAUGCAACAAAUCGUCUCCUCAAAAUAGCUCAAGAGAAAUUCAACAAAUUAUCGUGGGAUGAUAUUGACAGAUUAUCGAUGGACUGCUUGUUAGAUGAAAGCGGGCAAAGCCGACCUGCCCCACAAAAUGAGCCAGAUGAAGAGAUGUACAGCUUGUGACUAUGGCGUUGGUGGCUGAUGCAUUUCUUUUAAAGAUUGUAAAUGCCAAAACCAGAAGGGACUAUGAACUGUUGCUAUUUUGUAAUUAAAUGUUCGCAGUAAAUUCAGUGAUGAAAUUCUAUGAUAAUUUAUUAACGGGACUGAACACUGUUGUUUUUGUUUAUUUAUAUGAUUCAAUGUUUAUACUCACCAAGCUUUUACCUGUUUUCUCGUGAUAUACUAAAGUGACAUUGUUCUAUUCACAUUUCUAUGGGUAAAUUCCUACAGAUGACGAAAUGUUGUUUGGAAAUUCAAAACUCUUUAGGUGCUCCUCUACACUUCCCAAUAUUUUACAUCCUGGCUGUACAUUGUCUAUUAUAUGCAUAUUAUAUCACUAUGUAACUUAAAAAUUCAUGUUAUUGUAGAAAUUUAAAACUGUAUUGUAUAUUAAAUUAUUCCAUGUUUAGUAAAUUCAGUAGGUAUGUUUUCUGACAGUUCAAUAGAUUUAAAUUGGUAAUGAAUUUCUGUAUAUUAUAUGUUGUACAUAUUGCUGUUGUAGGAUUAUUAUCACACACAAAACUUUUUAAAAGUUUCAUAUAUUUUAAUGUCAAUUUAAUGGCUGUAGCAAAAUCAGUGGUUGUAAAAUAUAUUGUUAAAUAAUAGCAUAAUAAAUAUUCUGUGCUAAUGGUAGGAUUUAUUAACUCUCAUGAUUUUUUUUGUUGUCAUGUGUAACAUUCAAUGAAAUAUUUUUUUCAAAAUUUAUUGUAACAUCUAGCUUUUUCUUUGUUAUUUGUUUAAUUUAUUAAAUGAAGAAGCAACUACUUGAAAUGUUUCAAAUAAUAAAAGUAAAUAAAAAAUUACCUAAUAUUAAUUUUUUUGGGAGCCUUGCUAUAUACAGUUGGCGGCAGAUAAUAUAAAGACAAUGGUUGGGGCUUAUUUGUCUACAACUGUACUCGUAAUAGUAAUAGUGUGAGAGUUAUGAAUGUCAUAAUAGUGCUUUUAAAAUAUUACUGUAGAUGUAAGUCUGACAUCUGUAAGAAAAUAAAUUUCUUAUGGUGUGUAGUCUCUACAGAAUACAUAGAUGAUGGAAUAUAAUUUUAUAUUAGGUAGUCUGAUAUCAGAACACCAAAUAUCACAUACUAUUUCCACUAUCAAGACACUUCUGGUAAAUUUGUUUUUGAAAACACCAUGGCUAAUGAAAGUAUGGUUAUCUCAAUGUUACAUCGUUACCAAGUUUAAAUAAUAAUAGUUUGUGUCGUUUUUAUAAGCCUGGGUGUGGGCGCCGGCUACAGGUGGAAAUAUAGUAUUCUUGUUAACAUUUUCAGGGUAGAGUAUAACUGUCCCACUAUGGGAUGGGACUUGUGGGGUAGACAGAAAUAUUUUGUUUUAUUACGUUAUUUUUCAUAAACAAAUGGAGCUGCAGCUUGCUUUCACAAGUUUUCACAAACAUACUAAUUGUGUUCUUUGUCUAAGUUAAUAUGCUUGAAGAUUACCCUGUCGGCGCUCACAUAGAUAGGAUUAAUAUAGCUUGAAAUGCUCAUU
Molecule: messenger RNA, 2096 nt
Organism: Amyelois transitella
Lineage: Eukaryota; Metazoa; Arthropoda; Insecta; Lepidoptera; Pyralidae
Product: ubiquitin-like protein 4A
Exons: 2
Coding region: 120-575 (151 amino acids)
Biological process (GO): post-translational protein targeting to endoplasmic reticulum membrane
Molecular function (GO): protein binding
Source: RefSeq, a predicted model, not a curated record